GGAAACAGGAAGGAGUAUGGUGGGGACUUCCUGAGGGCCAGGAUUUCCUCCCCUGCCCUGAAGGCAGGCGCUUCUGGAAAGGUGACAGACUUCAACAAUGGCACCUACCUCGUCAGCUUCACUCUGUUCUGGGAGGGCCAGGUCUCCCUGUCUAUCCUGCUCAUGCACCCCAGUGAAGGGGUGUCAGCUCUCUGGAGAGCAAGGAAUGAAGGCUACGGCAGAAUUGCUUUCAAAGGUACUUUUGUUAAUGGCACGUCCCACGUCACAGCUGAAUGUGGCCUGAUUCUAGACUCGUGCAGCGAGCUAUGCAAAUACCUGUACAGUGGUGGUGAAGAAGUCUUCUACUGCGAGAAACCUCGACACAUGCCCUGUGAGGCCCUUACCCAUGUGUGUACCAAGCAGCAAGAUGUUUCUUAUCUCACUGCCAAAGAAAAAAACCUUUUUCAGAAGUCCAACAUAGGAGUUGAAGUGAUGAAGAACCCGAAGUAUAUUGCUGUCUCCCAAUGCAACAAGAGUGAAGACGUGAGAAAGCAAUGUGAGAUCGGAAUGGAGGUUCCCAUACCUAGCGGUUACACUUUACAAGGAAGGUGGGUGUCAGCACAGUGCACCCAGCGCCUGCUAAACUCAAGUCAGAUAAAUGACUGUCUGAAAAGAAAGCUCAUUUACCUCCUGGGAGACUCCACACUGCGCCAAUGGAUCGAGUACUUUCCCAAGGUUACACAAACAUUGAAACCUUUUGACCUUCAUGGGACUGGACCAUUUAAGAAAUAUUUGCUUUUGGAUGCUGAAAGACACACACUGGUUGAAUGGAAGAAACACAGCCACCCUUUCAUCUCUAUGCACCUCUACUCUGUGAUAGAUGAUGGCUAUAUACCUCAGGAAAUUGACCGCUUACCAGGCGACAAAGAUACUGUCAUAGUCAUUACCUUGGGCCAGCACUUCAGACCCUUCCCAAUGGAACUUUUCAUUCAUAGAGCCAUCAGUAUCCAAAAGGCUAUUGGACGGCUCUUCCUCAGAAGCCCUGAUACUAAAGUCAUCAUUAAGACAGAAAAUGUUAGGGAGAUGAACGUAGAGACAGAGAAAUUCGGAGACUUCCAUGGUCUUAUUCAGUAUCUAACCGCAAAGGAGAUUUUCAAAGACCUGCAUGUGGGUACCGUUGAUGCCUGGGACAUGACCAUUGCAUGUGGUUCCAAUAUUCUCCAUCCACCUGAUGAAGUGAUUAGGAAGCAGAUUGACAUGUUUUUAAACUACAUUUGCUAA
Messenger RNA from Mus pahari (shrew mouse), 1260 nucleotides. RefSeq names its product NXPE family member 1-like. The annotation marks the transcript as partial. Lineage: Eukaryota; Metazoa; Chordata; Mammalia; Rodentia; Muridae. The record is from RefSeq and is a predicted model, not a curated record. The transcript is spliced from 4 exons.